Molecule: messenger RNA, 4630 nt
Organism: Perognathus longimembris pacificus (Pacific pocket mouse)
Lineage: Eukaryota; Metazoa; Chordata; Mammalia; Rodentia; Heteromyidae
Gene: Ppp3ca
Product: protein phosphatase 3 catalytic subunit alpha
Exons: 14
Coding region: 587-2152 (521 amino acids)
Biological process (GO): calcineurin-NFAT signaling cascade
Cellular component (GO): cytosol; cytoplasm; calcineurin complex
Molecular function (GO): calmodulin-dependent protein phosphatase activity; calmodulin binding
Source: RefSeq, a predicted model, not a curated record
CAGUCACAGCAGCAGCGGCGGCAGCGGCGACGGCCGCCUCUUCGCCUCUGGGGACGCCGAGGCGCGGCCGGCGGCGCUGACCCCCGCGGCCCGGCGGCCUCUCCUCCCUCGCCCCCGAGCCUCUCCAUGUGAUCGCUCUUAAUCCCGGCCGUGCGCGCGCGUGGGGCUCCAUUCCGCGGCGCCCGGGUCUCCGUGCCGGGGUGUGUGCGCGUCUCCUCCUCCCCCCGUCCUCCCCCCCCAAGAAUAAAAGAAGAACCGGGAGGCGUGCUCGGAAAAUAAAUAAAUAACCACCGCACGCGCGCGGCCCGGAGCGAGUCGGCGGGGCUGGUGGCGGCGGAGGAGGAGUGAAGGCGGCGGCGGCGGCGGAGGAGGAGGAGGAGAAGGAGGAGGAGAAGGAGAAGGAGGAGGAGGAGGGACGCGCCGGGAAGGCAGUAACUUUAAAGCCAGCUCAGAGCCCAGAUCUCCGAGCCGAUCGUUUUGCAGCGCGGCGGCGGCGGCGGCGUUGUGUGUCUGGCCCGCCGGUCCGGUCGGGGUGUGCAGUCGGACGGACGAGCAGCGCCUCGCUGUCCCCCUCCGGCGGCUGGAGAUGUCCGAGCCUAAGGCAAUUGAUCCCAAGUUGUCGACGACCGACCGGGUGGUGAAAGCUGUUCCAUUUCCUCCAAGUCACCGGCUUACAGCAAAGGAAGUGUUUGAUAAUGAUGGAAAGCCUCGUGUGGAUAUCUUAAAAGCACAUCUCAUGAAGGAGGGAAGGCUGGAAGAGAGUGUUGCAUUGAGAAUAAUAACAGAGGGUGCUUCAAUUCUUCGACAGGAAAAAAACUUGCUGGAUAUUGAUGCACCAGUCACAGUUUGUGGGGACAUUCAUGGACAGUUCUUUGACUUGAUGAAGCUGUUUGAAGUGGGGGGAUCUCCUGCCAACACUCGCUACCUCUUCUUAGGGGACUAUGUUGACAGAGGGUACUUCAGUAUCGAAUGUGUGCUGUAUUUGUGGGCCUUGAAAAUUCUUUACCCCAAAACACUGUUUUUACUUCGUGGAAAUCAUGAAUGUAGACAUCUAACAGAGUAUUUCACAUUUAAACAAGAAUGUAAAAUAAAGUAUUCAGAACGCGUGUAUGACGCUUGUAUGGAUGCCUUCGACUGCCUCCCUUUGGCUGCCCUGAUGAACCAACAGUUCCUGUGUGUGCACGGUGGCUUGUCACCAGAGAUCAACACUUUAGAUGACAUCAGGAAAUUAGACCGAUUCAAAGAACCACCUGCUUACGGACCCAUGUGUGACAUCCUGUGGUCAGACCCCCUGGAGGAUUUCGGGAAUGAGAAGACUCAGGAACAUUUCACUCACAACACAGUCAGGGGAUGUUCAUACUUCUACAGUUACCCCGCUGUAUGUGAAUUCUUGCAGCACAAUAACUUGUUAUCUAUACUCCGAGCCCAUGAAGCCCAGGAUGCAGGGUAUCGCAUGUACAGGAAAAGCCAAACGACAGGCUUCCCUUCUCUAAUUACCAUUUUUUCAGCACCAAAUUACUUAGAUGUAUACAAUAACAAAGCCGCAGUAUUGAAGUAUGAGAACAACGUUAUGAAUAUCAGGCAAUUCAACUGUUCCCCACAUCCAUACUGGCUUCCAAACUUCAUGGAUGUUUUCACUUGGUCCCUGCCAUUUGUUGGGGAAAAAGUGACUGAGAUGCUGGUCAACGUCCUUAACAUCUGUUCAGAUGAUGAACUAGGCUCAGAAGAAGAUGGAUUUGAUGGAGCCACAGCUGCGGCCCGGAAGGAAGUCAUCAGGAACAAGAUUCGGGCAAUAGGCAAAAUGGCCAGAGUGUUCUCAGUUCUCAGAGAAGAGAGUGAGAGCGUCCUGACUCUGAAGGGCUUGACCCCCACCGGCAUGCUCCCCAGCGGAGUACUUUCUGGAGGGAAGCAAACCCUGCAAAGCGCUACUGUUGAGGCUAUUGAGGCUGAUGAAGCGAUCAAAGGAUUUUCACCACAACAUAAGAUCACUAGCUUCGAGGAAGCCAAGGGCUUAGACCGAAUUAACGAGAGGAUGCCGCCUCGCAGAGAUGCCCUUCCCUCUGAUGCCAACCUUAACUCCAUCAACAAGGCUCUCACCUCAGAGACUAACGGCACGGACAGCAAUGGCAGUAAUAGCAGCAAUAUCCAGUGACCACUUCCUGUUCACUUUCUUCUUUUUUCCUUUUUGUUUUUCUUUGAGCUGCAGGGCGUGAGGGGAGGGCUGUGCCUAUCAGCGUUCGGAUGUUCUUGCCUCUGAUGGUAGCUUAUUUGCUCCGGGGGCUAGGAAUUGGAUUCAGUUUACACUAUCAUUUAAAAAAAAAAAGAGGGAGAGAGAUAAUAAACUAUAUUUUGGUGAGGGUGGUGAUUACACACCUCUUUUGGGUAUGCCUUUUAAAAUGCUUAUAGGGAAAAAAAUUUUUAAAAAAGAAAGCUAACGCUAGUAUAGACUGCAAUGUUAGAGGAAUGACCGUGUUUUCCUACAGCAUUGAGGAUUCCUAGAUAGCUGAAUGAAAAGCCUUUUAUUCUGUUACUGGACAUGAAAACUUUGUCUAAUUUCUUACUAUUGUACGUUUACAGUUGCAGCACUAAAAUGGAUGAUAUCAACAUUUUUAACAAAAAUGAUGUACAAACUAAAUAAGGACUAUUUAUUGAUAAUGUUUUGCUACUCUUGUCAGACAAUGGCUAUAAACUGAAUUAGGCAGUCUUAAAAAAAACAGAAAAAGAAAAAAAAGAGAAUGUUGCAAAUUUGUUAAAAUGCCAAAAAAAAAAAAAAGGACAGUUUAAUUUUAAUUUUGUGCAGGCUCUGUUGACCUCAGGUUUCUUUAGUGUGCUUGAAUGCCCUUUUCCCACAUUACACUUAUUAUUAAUUUGGCAGUGAAUCUCUUUACUUUUCUUUUAAGUUUAAAAAAAAACUGGAAUAAUUACACCUAUCUUUUUUGCUGUUUAUAUUUAGGGGUUUUGUUGAUAAAAAAAAAUCAAGUCUUGGUUGUGGCUUGCUGAAUUAAAUAUUUAUGAGUGGUGCAUUUUUAAGUAUAGUGAACAAGACACCAUAUUAAGUACAGUGAUAAAGCAUCUAUAUUCUGUAAAAAACAAAAAACAAAAAAACAAAAUCUGCCUAUGCAUGUUUUUUAAGAAAAAAAAUGGCUGUAUUGGCCUGUUUGGGACUGUAAUGCGCUUAGUGGUCUGACCUAUACUGGAAAUGUAUGUAUACUGGCGUUCUUUAUAUUCUCUAAAAUGCUUAAUGCCUUUGAAAUUUUGUAAUCAAAACAGCUUUGAAAAAAAUCUAAAGGGGAAAGUAUUCUUAAAAGUUUUUAACAUAAGCUUGUCAGUGCACAUAUAGAUGGUUAGCAUGUUUAGCAAACCUUGUGAAAUUUAAAUAAGUUUGUAUUUACAUGUGAAACUCUAAAUGCAUGGUAACUGUUUAAUGUCAUAAUGGUUUAGUUACUUCGUUCUGUUCUGUCAUGUGCCACAAAAUAUGUACUUUUUUCACUUUUUUCCCUUUGUAUAUCAGUUACGGGUUACAACUGGUUCAUUCUGAAAACAAUGACGACGACAAAAAAAAAAAAAAAGCCCAUUCAUAUUUUUUAACAAUUGUAUAAGUGCCCAAGUAAUUCACUACAGCCUAAAGCCUUGCCUUUGUAAUUUGACUUCUGAAAUGUUGGCAAUCAAAGCAUGCACUUGUAACAAUGACAAAGAAAAAGCAUUUUAUAUUACUACUCAAUAAAAUGUGCAUGAACUUAAAGAACUCUCAUCCUUUCACUGAGUCUGCUGAAGGGAUUUCUACGUAUGACCACCAUGGCGUCCUCUAGGUGCUGGCCCACCACUGCUUGGCACAGCUAUUUUCCCAGGCUACUUUGUAAGGGCCUUGUGAUCUGAGGCGUGGUGCCGACGUCUGCUGUAAGAAUCCUAGUGGAUUUGUGUCUCAGAUCAGACGAGAGAAGUCUAGAGCAAUUGUCAUCUUCUGGCUCUCUCAAGUGGGAGAACCAGUUAAGAAACCUGAGCAUUCCUUUUUAUUGAACUUUAAAAAAAAAAUCAAUUUGUUAUCAGGGUGUUUCAGUUGUAUUGGAUGCCCUAUCUGCUAAAGCAAAAAAGAACUAGGCUACAAAGCAUUUCCAUCAUGGAAGAGAGUUGCGCACUGUAUUGAUAAUGAAGUUUGUAUUUCUGUGCUUCACUAAUAUCUAAUCACUCAGAUUUCACAUCCACCCAACUUCAGUUUAUCUCUUAACAUUGUUCAUUUUAGUGCACUUUGUUUGUAUAAUAAAAUAUGCCUGUUAUAAAGUAAUAAGAAUAUGGCAAUUAGUGAUAGACUGUACCAAAACAAAGAUGUUCUAGAUAUAUUCUCUGACAAAAACUAUCCCAUGUUUAUGCUAAUAAAUCUAGGCAUUUUUUCCUGUGGAUAUUUUCCCAUCCUAAAAAUUAAAAAAAAUGAUAUCCAAGGAAGAUAUUUAGAUGCAACUUAUUAGAAUGAUGUGAAAGAAAUAGUAAUUCUUAUACCGAGGUGUUUAUUUUAUUUCUUAUAAUGCAGAGAAAAUAUCCUGAAAAAAAUCACUUUUUGGAUUCCUUCCUUUUACAAAUUGUGCUAAGGCAACUAUGGCAUAGAAAUAAACAUUUGACAUUGAAAUAAGCAGUG